Molecule: messenger RNA, 1164 nt
Organism: Colletotrichum graminicola M1.001
Lineage: Eukaryota; Fungi; Ascomycota; Sordariomycetes; Glomerellales; Glomerellaceae
Exons: 2
Coding region: 1-1164 (387 amino acids)
Biological process (GO): DNA damage response
Molecular function (GO): single-stranded DNA binding
Source: RefSeq, a predicted model, not a curated record
AUGUUGGAGGCAGACGGCAUGCCUGUCGAUGAUGCACCAGAAGACGAGGGGCAGGGCUCUCCUCGCCAGACGUACAACUUUGCGCCAGGCUAUCACGGCGUCGUCUAUUGCGCUGACGUCCCUGACCGUGGGGCGAGGCAUAGCCACGAUGACAAGAGCAACGAGCGGGAUGAAACGACGGCAGAAGCCACAUCGGACCAUCCCCGAGAGACUGACAGAGUCAGGUACAGGUUGCAAUCGAUGCAAUGGGGCCUCAUCCCGUUUUGGACGAAGCGCGAUCCCGGCUAUUCUACGAUCUCCAAGACGAUCAAUUGUCGCGCUGACUCGCUCGCCACACCCGGCGGUAUGUGGUCAACCAUGAAGGCGGGUAAAAGGUGCAUUGUCGUCGCCCAGGGGUUCUAUGAAUGGCUCAAGAACGGCAAGGACAAGAUGCCUCAUUUUGUCAGGCGCAAGGACGGCCAGAUCAUGUGCUUUGCCGGGCUCUGGGACUGCGUCAAAUAUGAGGAUUCCAACGACAAACGGUACACCUACGCCAUCAUCACUACAGACUCCAACAAGCAACUCAAGUUUUUGCAUGACAGGAUGCCCGUCAUUUUCAAUCUCGGCUCUCAGGAGAUCAAGACCUGGCUGGAUCCCGAGCGGCACGAGUGGUCCAGGGAGCUACAGGGUCUUUUGAAGCCCUUCGACGGCGAGCUCGAUUGCUAUCCCGUCAACAAGGAGGUUGGCAAGGUCGGCAACAACUCGCCAUCCUUCAUCAUACCCGUGGCAAGUAAGGAGAACAAGUCCAACAUUGCCAAUUUCUUUGACAAGGCAUCGUCAAAGCGCAAGCCUAAACGGUCGGAGGAGGAGCCCACGGUCGAGGUGGAGACCAAGAUAGCAAUGGAGCAAUCGCGAAAAGAAGGCAGAGAUGCUCAGCCGCUGCCAGACGUGACGGCCAAGGCGGCCAAAGGCGUGGACGGGCAGGUCAAGGCAGGGGUCAAGCGGGAAGCGCCCAACGUCACAGACGCGGACCAGCAGGCGGCACCAAAGAGGAUUGCGUCGAGGGCCUCGCCUCAGAAGACGAGACAAAGUAAGAUCAGCGCCACGAGCAACGGGAGCAAGAGUCCCGUCAAGCAGGGGGAUGGGACGCAAAGGAUCACAAAGUUCUUCGCCAACAGUGCGUAA